ACCUCGAUUCUCCGAUAGCGAACAAAGGCCGAAGAAGGAUUGCACCGUCUCGGUAUAAUUUACGGUCUCUGGCCUGAGCCAGAGACAUAAAUGAAACCAAAAAUAGCAACGGAUUUUUUUACACCUACUAUAUUUGGGGUGUCUGGGAUUUUCAAAAGUCUGCAGGAAGUAGAAUGGAUAAACAAACACGAAUGGUUGCUUGUCGUGAUGCAAGUAAAGAAAUGACAUGAAUAAAGAUCUAGAAAAACUAGAUAUAGAUCUAGAUCUAGAUUUUCUGUUGACCUGAACUGAGAAAGUGAUUGCCACCUCCGCCUCCAGUGGUUAAGUGCAAGUGUAAACAGUUUGAAACUGUUCGACUUCGUCACAUCGUCCUCUAUCCCAAUGUCUGAGUCAGUCUCAGAAGCCUUUGUGCCUGGAUUAGAAGCAGAAACAAAUGAGUCGGGGCAACUGCAGAUAGAUGGAGGAAAUCUCAAGGUUCUCCCGCCACUUAAGGAAGAUGAAAGUUUCUCCCAAAGCCAGGUGCACAGAGAGGAGGUGAUGGACUAUGGAGAUGAAUGUUUUUUGCUGGCAAACACCCUAACAGAGACGGAAUGCCAACACUUCAUUCAAGAGGGAGAAACUGAAGGCUUUGAAGCCAUUGGCUUUGUUCGAGAUAGUUAUCGAAGUUCCCAAAGAAUAUCCUUUCAAAGCCCACAGCUGGCAGAUUUAUUAUGGAAGCGCAUCAAAGGACAUCUGAAAGACAUUGUUAUUGACGGUGACCCUCACAGUAUACACAUUGAAGGUGUGACUUCUCUCAUGCAAGGAACCUGGGUGCCAAAAGGUCUCAACGAUGUUUUUCGACUGUGCAGAUACUUCCCCACCGGCCACUUUGCCCCGCACAAUGACGGAUAUUUUGUUCGAUCAGCGUCAGAGAGGUCUCUGCAGACAUUUAUGCUCUACUUAAAUGGAGAUUUCUCAGGAGGAAGCACUAAUUUCAUUGACCCAUCACAGGUUUUGUUUAAGGGUCCAGAUGGAAAGUACUGCGCUGAGGAGAAAAAUGUCCUCUGUCGUAUCCACCCUAAGUCAGGUUUGGCCAUCAUUUUUAACCACAACCGACUGCAUGAGGGCGAGAAGUUAGGCGAUGGCAAAAAGUACAUCCUUAGAACCGAUAUUAUGUAUGAAAAUACCUCUGCUUCUCAAAUGUCAGAGGCACAGCAGGAAGCAAUGCAACUAAUGCAAGAGGCAGACAGGCUAGAGGCAUCAGGAAAGGCAAUGAAGGCAAUGGAACUCUAUAGGAGGGCGUUCAAGCUGUUUCCAGAGCUCGACAAGUAAAAUCAGUACGUGAAAGUAAACUAGGAUCCCCCCAUAUGGAACUAACUUGACCCAGUACUCAGACUCAGGGUCACGGUGGAGGUCACAGUGGGACUGGUGCUUUGUUUUGAUGGAACAGGAAACAGCUGGGAAGUAAUGGGGUGCUUUAUACUAAACUGUUACCAAUAAAUGAAUUAAGUACUGUACCUAAACUGUUUUCAUAUUCACAAUACAGAUAAGCCUGGUUUAAAAUGAUGGAUGCCCAAUAAUUUUGCCUUCUAUGCUUUGAGGAAAAGAAGAUAUAGGAAAUCAGAGGGGGAGGGGGGGGGGGGGAAGAUGAGAAGAGUAUAUUUUUAUGGUAUUGUUAUUGUAUAAAUUUUAAGCAUUCAAAGGAUGAUUUCAGCUGUUGUUAAAGUGUAUUCAUGUUGAUUUGUUUGCUUCAAUUCUUAAAUUCUCUUUUUUUUUUCAAAUUUCAAGAAUAGUACAUUCCUUUUCUACUUAACCUAUAUCUAUUGGGCAGCAUAAUAAUAUGAGGGAACACACACAUAUAUAAUAUAAUAGACUAAUAUCCAUUUUAUGUGGGAAUUUUACACUUUUUUUGUUUGUUUGUUGGAAGGUGUAACAUUGCUAUAGUUUUGAAAAAUGCAAGAAACAAUUUUGAAAUAUGUUUUUUAAAUCGUACAUUAUAAGAUAGGCCUACAUUGUUUCAUAUUUUCUGAUAUUAUGGGCUUGUUUUGAGUGGGGAAAGUGUUAGGAAGAGAGAUCGAAAGUUUUGAAGUUGAAUAAAGUCUGAAAGUAUGUGCUGUUCUCGAAGGACAUACCGCCGCCACUACAGUUUAAGUGUGCUGAUUUGAUAUGUUGACAUAAAUAGUGGUACCGUAGACUUAGACGACAAAGGAUUAGAACUGGAUAAGAUAGCGGUUUUUUGUGUGUAUAUGUCUGUGAGCUUUUGCCUAUGUACGCAUGUAUCUUUUUUUAUAUGUGUGCAUGCGUGGUGCAUGCAUAUGUGUGUGUGUGCGUAUGUGUGUGUGUGUAUGAAAGAGAGAAAGAGCCUGAGAGAGAGAGAGAAAGAGAGAGAAAGAGAGAGAGAGCGAGAAACAAACGUAUAAAUGAAUAGACAGAGAGAGAGACAGGGAAAGGAGGAAAAGAAAAGUGGAUAGAGUGGAAUGUAUAGCCUAUUGGAGGAAGAAUGGCUGUGUUAAUUUCUCAAAAGGUUGACCUCAAUUACCUCCAUGGUGAUGUUUAUGAAGAUUUAUACGUUAACGUCUUUCAAAGUUUUUGUAUAUCUUUACUUUCCUCACUUUAUCAGCAUUUGCAAUAACUUUUUGGAGGCUGGAAUUAAUGUUACAAUUAUAUUUCUAUUUUUAAUAUAAUGUUCAUUGCAUCUGUAUUAAUUAUAAAAAGUUUGUUUUAAUUUUGUGUUUUAUUUUUAUUAAUCUAAAAUUCAGUGAAGAAAGCAUCAGUUGUUGAUAGAAGGCUAUACUAGUCGGAGCCUGAACUGAAUGAAAACGUUAUUUUUCAUGACAUGCUUAUCUGAAGAUAGCGUAUUCUCAAUACGACAAUGAAUUGAUCUUUUCACAUCAUAUCCCCCUCACAAGCACAUACACAUACACACACAUAUGUGUGCAUAUUUUGUGCAAGUAUGAAAUGUAGCCAAAAGUCACUCUCAAGCUGUUUACAAUUUUUAUUGACAUUCACUCAUAUGCACUGUUGCUCUUGAGGUUACACUGUAGGCCUACUUGGAGUAGAAUCUGAAGAGAAGCAAAAGAAACAAAAAAAUGACAAUUACAGUUAGAUGUUAAAGUGUUUAAGCUGAAAUUUGAAUGAAUCCCAAAAAUGUUGUGACAGAAGCUCCAAACACUGGCUAUUUGCAAAAAUGUAAAAUAUCACUUAACAUGAUUUGUAUUGUACAUGUUUCUGUUCCAGUCAGUAUUUUAAGUAUAUACGAUAUCAGCUUGGAGCCUAUCAUGUGGCUUUUGUAUUUCAGAAAAAAUGUUUUGAUUUUUGCCUUUCGCUAAACCAGUUGAGACAUUUUGUAGAUUUUUCAUUCUUUCUCAAACUUAUCCUGUAAAAAGCAUAAUACAUACUUUGGACUUGUACACUUAAGAAAAACUUUAUUAAAUGUGUACAUUUAUUGUUUC
Messenger RNA from Aplysia californica (California sea hare), 3431 nucleotides. RefSeq lists its product as uncharacterized. The transcript is spliced from 7 exons. Gene Ontology annotation, molecular function: procollagen-proline 4-dioxygenase activity; iron ion binding; L-ascorbic acid binding. Gene Ontology annotation, cellular component: endoplasmic reticulum. Lineage: Eukaryota; Metazoa; Mollusca; Gastropoda; Aplysiida; Aplysiidae. Gene Ontology annotation, biological process: peptidyl-proline hydroxylation to 4-hydroxy-L-proline. The record is from RefSeq and is a predicted model, not a curated record. The coding region runs from base 382 to 1311 and encodes 309 amino acids.